Molecule: messenger RNA, 1420 nt
Organism: Pollicipes pollicipes
Lineage: Eukaryota; Metazoa; Arthropoda; Thecostraca; Pollicipedomorpha; Pollicipedidae
Product: pre-mRNA-splicing factor 38B
Exons: 9
Coding region: 161-1420 (419 amino acids)
Source: RefSeq, a predicted model, not a curated record
UGCGCCGAAACGUUCGAGGAUUUAAAAUAGGAGUAGCUAGUUAGUGAAUGGCCUGUCUCCGAGUGACUAGUCGUGGUUAAGAAGUGUGGCUGUCCGUUGUUUAACUGGGUUGCAAGUUGGGACGGAUAGGCUGGCGUUUAGAUAAAGAUAGAUCAGGACAAUGCAGCAGAAUCAUAGUGAAGAGGAUGAGGAUGUGGAGUAUCAGAAAAAGAACACCAAUACUCUGCCAUUAUGGGGAAAUGAAAAGACAAUGAACCUGAACAAUCUAGUCCUCACAAACAUCCAGUCUUCACACUAUUUCAAAGUGAAUUUGUUCGAAUUCAAAACGUACCAUGAAGUUAUCGACGAGAUCUACUACAAUGUGAACCAUCUUGAGCCCUGGGAGAAGGGUAGCAGGAAGACAGGAGGACAAACUGGGAUGUGUGGAGGGGUGCGCGGCGUUGGCGUGGGCGGCAUCGUCUCCACAGCCUUCUCCUGCCUCUACAAGCUGUUCACUCUCCGCCUGACCCGCAAGCAGGUGAACGGCCUGCUACAUCACACCGACUCACCGUACCUGCGGGGCCUGGGCUUCAUGUACCUCAGGUACACGCAGCCGCCGGCGGACCUUUGGGGCUGGUUUGAGCCGUACCUGGAGGACGAGGAGAUGAUCGACGUCAGGGCUGGAGGCGGCGAGGAGAUGACCGUCGGCGUCAUGGUGCGCAAGAUGCUGGUCAAGCUGGACUGGUACGGCACGCUGUUCCCCCGCAUCCCCGUGCCGAUCCAGAUGAAGGUCCAGAAGCUGCUGAAGGAGCGUUUCCCGGCGAUCGGGGGACCGCAGGCAGGCGAGACGCCGGUGGCGCGGCCGGUGGCCCCUGCCGAGCGGCCCUCGCCGCGCGAGCGCAGCCCCGGCCGGGACCAGAACAGGGCGCCACAGGCACGCGACAUCGCCGAGGAGAUUGCCAUGGAGAAGGAGCGCAUCCGACGCGAACGCGACCCGGACGCCGGUGCCCGGGAGGGGCGCGGCGGCAGCCGGGGCCGCGAGCACCAGGACGGCCGCGGCCGCGAGCGGCGCGACAGCCGGAGUCGAGACCGCCACGAUGGCAGAAGUCGAGACCAUCACGACAAUCGGAGUCGAGACCACCACGACAGUCGGAGUCGAGACCACCACGACAGUCGGACUCGAGACCACCACGACAGCAGGAGUCGAGACUACCAGGACAGUCGAAGUCGAGACCACCAGGACAGUCGAAGUCGAGACCAUCAGAACGCAGGAGCCGCGACCAGCAGGAGAGGCCGCGGGACCGCCAGCGAAGCCGGAGCCGCUCCCGGGAGCGCCGACGCCGCCGUAGCCGCGAACGGCCCGGCAGCAACCCGUGUUGUGCGUGCGGACUGGGCCGACCGCGCCUCGGACGCGAUGGUGGUCCGCGGCUCGCGGCCGUGA